GCAGCUCACAGGCGAGAUCCCUUUCCUGCGGGUUUCCCUCCCCCCUCCCAUUCUGCAACAACCCAGCUGCCUUUUGGGGGGUGGGUCAACAGGUGAGUCACCUCAGCAGCAAAAAGCGGAAGGGGAAAAAGUUUGCCAGCUCCGGCGCUCCCAGUGCGCGCUCUCUCUGUGGGCUGCAUAUAAAUAGAGGCGGCCAGUGGAGUGGCGAGAGAAUAGCACAUGAUGGAAAGUCGGGAAGAACGGCCUGGGAAUGUAAAGUGGGCGCAGUAAAUCCUGUCGUGGGGCACAGUCAGAUGAUCUGCAGGGCUGCCUUGGGGCUCUCCAGACCUCCUCUUUCAACACAUUGAGAGGCGUGUCAAAGUUCAAGAGAAGCAAGAGAGGAUUACAGAGCAGUCCCUCUGCCAGCACCAUCCAGCAAGAAGUCCAAAUGGCCAAGAAUCCCAAGAAGAGCUGGAAGGAAAAAUUUGUCCUGAAGAACAGCCUGGUGAAGGAAGCCCUCGCCGAGUUCCUGGGAACCUUCAUUAUGGUAACCCUGGGAUGUGGGUGCGUGGCCCAGACGGUGCUGAGCAAAGGAGUCCUGGGAGGAGCACACAUGAUCUCUGUGGGUUUUGCCAUGGCUGUCACCAUUGCCAUCUAUGUCUCAGGAGGCGUUUCUGGUGGCCACAUCAACCCGGCCGUUUCCUUCGCCAUGUGCCUGAUUGGAAAGUUGCCAUGGGCUAAGUUUCCCGUAUACGUGUUUGCACAGUUUCUUGGAGCUUUCUUUGGUGCAGCCGCGGUCUUUGGAAUCAACUACGAUGCACUGAUGUAUUACACCGAGGGGAACUUCACCGUCACCGGGCCCCGCAGCACUGCCCAUAUCUUUGCAACGUACCCAACGGAGUAUCUGUCCAUGACCAACGGGUUUGCCGAUCAGGUGAUGUCCACUGCGUUCCUCCUCCUGGGCGUCUUUGCCGUCUUUGACCCAGACAACCUGGGCAUCCCCAAGGGGCUGGAGCCCAUCGGUGUGGGCUUACUCAUCAUUCUACUGACCUCCUCCUUGGCUAUGAACAGCGGCUGCGCCAUGAACCCGGCGAGAGACCUCAGCCCCCGCCUCUUCACCUUCCUGGCGGGAUGGGGGGGAGAAGUCUUCACGGCUGGCAACCACUGGUGGUGGGUCCCGAUCGUUGGCCCCAUGGUUGGGGCUGGUUUGGGGGCAGCUGUCUACGUGCUCUUUAUUUCACUGCACCAUACACAGCCACAACUACCACAGAGUAAUGCAGCUCGUGAGAAAUACGAACUCACCAGCAUGUAGGGACGGACAUUUUCCCUCAGUUCUGUUCCCUGCUCAGCCUAGAAUCGCAUACUGCCCUGUGGCCCAUUUCUUCUCAUUUCCAGUUCAAUUAAGAGAAUUUCUAAAGUACCUCUGGCACUGGAACAUGUGAAGUCUGGCGCAUUCCUUUGUGGCCUUUUCCCAGGUUGUUACUGAUGUGCACACAUUGAUAAAGCACCUCACACACACUCAGUCUAUAUGAUUGCACUCUUUUUGUGCCAUGCUUUGCCAAUCCAUGCUUGUGCAUCAGUGAAAGACCACACAAAAGGAUGGACCCACAACAUAGGGAUAUGACUAGACUGCUUUUUUGUGGCGCGUUUUUCAAUGUGUACAUUGCUUAUGAGAAGGGGGAAUGGACAUGAAGGGACUGCUGAUCACAGAUGCACAGACCUCUGGCCAAAUCUUGGAAAUAAACAGAACUCCGGAUUU
Molecule: messenger RNA, 1738 nt
Organism: Eublepharis macularius
Lineage: Eukaryota; Metazoa; Chordata; Lepidosauria; Squamata; Eublepharidae
Gene: AQP9
Product: aquaporin 9
Exons: 6
Coding region: 428-1291 (287 amino acids)
Biological process (GO): water transport; glycerol transmembrane transport
Cellular component (GO): plasma membrane; basolateral plasma membrane
Molecular function (GO): water channel activity; glycerol channel activity; urea transmembrane transporter activity
Source: RefSeq, a predicted model, not a curated record